AUGGCAGAGAAUGACCUUCCACGCACUCCACCAGUCCUUGCCCUCCAACUGCCAGGAGAGGGUUUGCAGAUAUCUGCAUGGGCACAAAGGAGUAUUACAUCAAAAGAGGUGUUCAACUCCCUCUCAGCCGACCAGGUCGCCAUCUUACCCUUCCCACCAUUAGAACCAUUCUUUACAAGUCUCUGCCGCCCAUAUAUUAAGAAACAGGAAGUCAUUGCUGCCAUCGCCGCAGAGAUGCUGGUCGAUGGAAUGGACAUGGAUGAAAUGUGUUGUCGAAGGUGCUUCGAUGAUCCAGAACAGGCUGCUGAGCUCAACUUUGCCUUGAAACUAGCUUUGGGGAAAGUCAUCGCGGAUUUCGCAUUUCACACUGAAUGA
Molecule: messenger RNA, 375 nt
Organism: Paracoccidioides brasiliensis Pb18
Exons: 2
Coding region: 1-375 (124 amino acids)
Source: RefSeq, a predicted model, not a curated record